CGCUCCCGAAGGCCGGCGGCGCUCCCAGCCCGCCCGAAGCCCAUGCCCGGCGGCUGACCCGUGCUGCGGCUGGAGGGGGGCCCGGCUCUGCAUGGCCCCGGCUGCUGACAUGACUUCUUUGCCACUCGGUGUCAAAGUGGAGGACUCGGCCUUCGGCAAGCCGGCGGGGGGAGGCGCGAGCCAGGCCCCCAGCGCCGCCGCGGCAACGGCGGCCGCCAUGGGCGCAGACGAGGAGGGGGCCAAGCCCAAAGUGUCCCCUUCACUCCUGCCCUUCAGCGUGGAGGCGCUCAUGGCCGACCACAGGAAGCCCGGGGCCAAGGAGAGCGCCCUGGUGGCCUCCGAGGGCGCCCAGGCGGCGGGCGGCUCGGCGCAGCCCCUGGGCGCCCGGCCAGGGUCUCUGGGAGCCCCGGACGCGCCGUCUUCGCCGCGGCCGCUGGGCCAUUUCUCGGUGGGAGGACUUCUCAAGCUGCCCGAAGAUGCGCUCGUCAAAGCCGAGAGCCCCGAGAAGCCCGAGAGGACCCCGUGGAUGCAGAACCCCCGCUUCUCCCCGCCCCCGGCCAGCCCCCUAGGGCGGCUGAGCCCCCCGGCCUGCACCCUGCGCAAGCACAAGACCAACCGCAAGCCUAGGACGCCCUUCACCACCGCGCAGCUGCUGGCGCUGGAGCGCAAGUUCCGCCAGAAGCAGUACCUGUCCAUCGCGGAGCGCGCCGAGUUCUCCAGCUCGCUCAGCCUCACCGAGACGCAGGUGAAGAUCUGGUUCCAGAACCGCCGCGCCAAGGCCAAGAGACUGCAGGAGGCCGAGCUGGAAAAGCUGAAGAUGGCCACCAAGCCCAUGCUGCCCCCGGCGGCCUUCGGCCUGUCCUUCCCGCUCGGCGGCCCCGCUGCGGUAGCGGCGGCGGGCGCCUCGCUCUACGGCGCCUCUGGCCCCUUCCAGCGCGCCGCGCUGCCCGUAGCGCCUGUGGGACUCUACACAGCCCAUGUGGGUUACAGCAUGUACCACCUGACAUAGAGGGUCCCAGGGCCUCCUACCUGCGGUACCGGCCGACCCCUCCCGCCCUCCUGUCUUCUGCAAAGCCAGGAGCCACGUCCCCCCGCAGUGAGCUCCCCUGUUCCCCGCAGCGCUCGGCUUCUUCCCCUUUCACCCCCACGCUCGUCCAGUGUAUCCUGGGCUGCUCCCUUCCAUCAGCCUCCGAAGUCUGACCCCCUCCCCAGAAGUGGCUGGAAGGGUCCCUUAACACUCUUCUAGAAUCUAGACCCACCCUUUGUGUUACAUACAGAUGGAGAAAGUGGGGUUAGAGAGGUUACAUUUCCCAAAGGUCCCUCAGCCGAGUUAGCAGUUGGACCCACACCAGCGGCUGCAUCCUGCUGUCGCCGCCUCCUGUACUGACUCUGGGCAGGGAAAGCACAGAAAAAACCUCCUGUCUGAAGAUUUUGGAAAGAACAGUUGCAGAGAAAGAGAAGAGCAGGUCAGGGGAGACGGACUCCCCCCGCAACCUCCUUCCCAGGUCCUUCAGAAAACUUCUGAAAACUUCAGCGUUCAGCAGAACAUUUGUUUUCGGUGGGGGGAGGGGGGACACGCACACAGAUGCGUUGCAAAGGUAGGUUGAAAGGACCCCUCUCGCCAGUAUCGGAAGAAACUGUAAAAUAAAAUUUAAAAAUCCUGUUUCUAUUUAACAGUACAUUUGUGUGACUCUCAAGAAUCCCUUUGGAAGGGAUGGUGUGUAAUAUACUGUAUAUUUGAAAUUUUAUUAUCAUUUAUAUUAUAGCUAUAUUUGUUAAAUAAAUUAAUUUUAAGCUACAA
Suricata suricatta (meerkat) is the source of this 1801-nucleotide messenger RNA. It is a transcript of the gene MSX1, whose product is annotated as msh homeobox 1. The coding region runs from base 92 to 1009 and encodes 305 amino acids. Gene Ontology annotation, cellular component: nucleus. Gene Ontology annotation, molecular function: DNA-binding transcription factor activity, RNA polymerase II-specific; RNA polymerase II transcription regulatory region sequence-specific DNA binding. The transcript is spliced from 2 exons. Gene Ontology annotation, biological process: embryonic morphogenesis; regulation of transcription by RNA polymerase II. NCBI's taxonomy places the organism in Eukaryota, Metazoa, Chordata, Mammalia, Carnivora, Herpestidae. The record is from RefSeq and is a predicted model, not a curated record.